AUGGGCUUUUUAUACGUCCUUCUGGUAACUAGCUGGGGCCAGAAGUGCUUACAAUACAGCGAUCAUCCUAACUUGACCACCAAGACACAAGGAGCCAACUCCGAUAAUUGGCAAGAUUUAAUCCCCCACCGGUCUGGUGCCAUCAGCUUUGCUCAUCUUUUGAAGCAUCCUUCGGCGGUGGAAACGGAUCCUUCUCCCAAUCUAGCAAGCAGUUGCCGCAGAACCGCCGAUCAAGGGCCGGGAAUCAGGAAAACAACCAAAAGAAUAUUGCACAAGCGCUCAAACGCCGCCUUAAAAUGUUUGGCACUGGAUACCACUUUUGAAAGCGUUGCCAACUUUGUGGGGAGGAGUGCGCAAGCCAGAGAGGAUAUCUCUGUUAAAGGCUUACGUCAACUGCAAUCGCCUCUAUCAUCGAAUUCAGGAAAUGAUUCGAAAAAUAAUCGCUUGAGCCACUUCGUUCAUGAAUACUCUCCCGAGGAAGAGAACAGUAAUUCACAACUGACUUCAAAGACCCCCCAAUGGGAGCGUUUGGGAGACUAUAUAGAUGAAAUGAAGUUGGAAAACUAUCAAAAAUGUCUUACCAACUUGAAAGGUGCUUCUUUGGUUCUCCACAAAGAGAAUCGAGAUGAAUGGAAAGCGCAGGAAGCCUACCGGGCUGACGAGGAGGACAUGAAAGCAUUUUUCGAGCAAAUGACGCCGAACUUCAAGCUUAGAGCGUUAUUUGAGCUCUAUAAUUUCCUUAUUGAUAGAUCUCUAUCGGACCAAGAGAUCUGGUGGUCACAAGAAGACUACAUAGAGCUGCAAAAGAAAUGUGAAUAUCAGUCUGACGAUGUCCACCUUACCAUCCGGAUCGGCGAUCUAAUUCUACCUCAUCUCUCAAAAAUAGAGACUGAGUUAAGUGCGGAAGAGAUGGAUCAAGUUAGGACACAGUUUUUCGAGCUCUUCAAAACCUUCAAGCAACCUGAAAAGUCAUACGACAAGAAAUGGACUACUGGAGCCGGAAGAAAGUGGCUUAGCGAACGUUUCUCAAAAAUUAGUAAUGAUGAGACUCGCUAUCCCAACCUUAUGAAAUACCUUGGCGCUGAGUCUGAGCCACAUGAGUGGAAGAAAUCUUUAGAAAAGUUGGUCCCAAACCUGGACGCCAAGGGAUGGGCCCCAUCGUCUAUGAAAUUUAAUUGGCUCGAGCAUGGCUUUGAGGAGGAUGAAAUGGAAGAGCUAAUAUGCAUGGUAGAGGCUUACAAAACUUCUAAUGUCAAAGCAGCAUACAGUUACGCACAAGCUUCGCAAACGGCUGAGGAGAAAAAUUUGUCGUUACUGCCGCUUGCUUAUUCCGAUAAAAACAUGAUGAAGAGAUUUCUGGAACUAAAUCGGUCUUUGUCAAAUCAGUCCAAGAAACGGAUGCUGAUGCUCAAAUGGAUUUCAGAAAAUCUCUAUACCCACGAUCAGAUAGACGUAUCAAUUUUGAACUUAGGAAAAUACACUGCCAACACUGGUUAUGACCGUCUGGAUUAA
Molecule: messenger RNA, 1512 nt
Organism: Puccinia triticina
Lineage: Eukaryota; Fungi; Basidiomycota; Pucciniomycetes; Pucciniales; Pucciniaceae
Exons: 2
Coding region: 1-1512 (503 amino acids)
Source: RefSeq, a predicted model, not a curated record